AUGACCACCCCUUCGCUGGGAGCAGGUCAGCCUGCCCUGGCCCCCAACGGCCAGGUCGCCCUCUACCCCCCCGCCACGAGCCCGCCUCUCGGUCAAGAGGACAGCACCGAGAUGGUCCUCGAGCUCGCCGACGGUUCCGCUUACCGCGGUAUCAGCUUCGGUGCCGAGGGCAAGUCCAUCUCCGGAGAGUGUGUCUUCCAGACUGGUAUGGUCGGCUACGUCGAGUCGAUCACUGACCCCUCGUACGAGGGUCAGAUCCUCGUUCUCACCUUCCCUCUCGCCGGCAACUACGGUGUUCCCAGCCGAGAGGAGGCCGCCCAGAGCAUCCAGAAGCUGCUGGCAUCCCCCUUCGAAUCGAGCCGCAUUCACGUGGCCGGUCUCGUCGUGUCGUACUACAGCCACGAGUUCAGCCACUACCUCGCCCAGACCGGUCUCUCGGACUGGCUCAAGGAGAGCGGCGUCCCCGCCGUCUACGGCAUCGACACUCGCGCCCUGACCAAGAAGAUCCGAAACCAGGGUAGCAUGCUCGGCAAGCUCCUCACGCCCCAGCCCGGCGCCUCCAUCGUCCAGGCCGCCGCUGCCGGCAACUGGCGCCAGGCCAUCGUCGACCUCCCCUUCGCCGACCCCAACGCCGAGAACCUGGUCGCUCGCGUCUCGUGCAAGAAGCCCCAGCUCUACACCCCGGCCAACACCGCCUCGGGCGAGUCGCUCGGCAAGUUUGACGCUCCCCUCCUCCAUCCCUCCGGUCGCCCCAUCCGCAUCCUUGCGCUUGACGUCGGUAUGAAGUACAACCAGAUCCGAUGCUUCACCUCGCGUGGCGUCGAGCUCAACGUCGUCCCUUGGGACUACGACUUCCUCGCCGACGUCGGCUCCUUUGACGGUCUCUUCAUCUCCAACGGUCCCGGUGACCCGGUCUCGUGCGGCCCCACCAUCGCCCGUAUCGCCGAGCUCCUCAAGCGCAAGGGCGCCGACAUGAUCCCCAUCUUUGGUAUCUGUCUCGGUCACCAGCUGCUUGCUCUCGCCGCCGGUGCCCAGACCGAGAAGCUCAAAUUCGGUAACCGUGGCCACAACAUCCCCUGUACCGACCAGAUCAGUGGCCGCUGCUACAUCACCUCCCAGAACCACGGUUUCGCCGUCAACGCCGACACCCUCCCCCUCGGCUGGAAGGCCCUCUUUGCCAACGCCAACGACGACACCAACGAGGGUAUCUACUCGACCGAAGGCCCUUACUUCAGUGUCCAAUUCCACCCCGAGAGCACUCCUGGUCCUCGUGACACCGAGUUCCUCUUCGAUGUCUUCAUUCGCAGUGUCGUUGACUGCGCCGCCGUCAAGGCCGCUCCUGGCGCCACCCCCGCCACCAUCCUGCCCCCCGUCGGCUUCACCGGUGGUAUCCACGCCGAGAACGCCGCCAAGACUCCCCGUGUCAACGUCCGCAAGGUGCUCGUCCUCGGCUCCGGUGGUCUCUCGAUCGGCCAGGCCGGUGAGUUCGACUACUCCGGUUCGCAAGCCAUCAAGGCGCUCAAGGAGGAGGGCAUCUACACCGUGCUCAUCAACCCCAACAUCGCCACCAUCCAGACCUCCACCGGUCUCGCCGACAAGGUCUACUUCCUCCCCGUCACCCCCGAGUUUGUGCUCAAGGUCAUCGAGCACGAGCGACCGGACGGUAUCUACUGCACCUUUGGUGGUCAGACCGCGCUCAACGUCGGUAUCAAGAUCAAGGACGAGCUCCCCAAGAUGGGUGUCAAGAUCCUCGGUACGCCCAUCGACACCAUCAUCACCACCGAGGACCGCGACCUCUUCGCCAAGGCCAUGGAGGAGAUCGGCGAGAAGUGCGCCCCUUCGGCCGCCGCCAAUAACUGGGACGAGGCGCUCGCUGCCGCCAAGUCGAUCGGCUUCCCCGUCAUCGUCCGUGCCGCCUUCGCCCUCGGCGGUCUCGGCUCCGGUUUCGCCAACGACGUCGAGGAGCUGCGCAAGCUCUGCGCUGCUGCCUUUGCCAACUCGCCCCAGGUGCUCGUCGAAAAGUCGAUGAAGGGCUGGAAGGAGGUCGAGUACGAGGUCGUGCGUGAUUGCCGCAACAACUGCAUCACCGUCUGCAACAUGGAGAACUUUGACCCGCUCGGUAUCCACACGGGUGACUCGAUCGUCAUUGCCCCCUCGCAGACGCUCAGCGACGACGACUACAACAUGCUCCGAACCACCGCCGUCAACGUCAUCCGUCAUCUCGGUGUCGUGGGUGAGUGCAACAUCCAGUAUGCGCUCAACCCGCACAAGCGCGAGUACUGCAUCAUCGAGGUCAACGCCCGUCUCUCGCGAUCCUCGGCGCUCGCCUCCAAGGCCACCGGAUACCCGCUCGCCUUCAUCGCUGCCAAGCUCGGUCUCAACAUCCCGCUCAACGAGAUCCGCAACAGCGUGACGCGCGAGACUAGCGCCUGCUUCGAGCCUUCGCUCGACUAUGUCGUCACCAAGUUCCCCCGAUGGGAUCUGCGCAAGUUCGUCCGCGUCAGCAGCAAGCUUGGCUCUUCGAUGAAGAGUGUCGGCGAGGUCAUGAGCAUCGGCCGCACCUUCGAGGAGUCGAUCCAGAAGGCCAUCCGAUCCAUCGACUACCAGUACGACGGUUUCAGCGCCAACGACGUCGUCGCCGACGACGAGAUCGACGAGGAGCUCACCAACCCCACCGACAAGCGCAUGUUCGCCAUCGCCAACGCCAUGGCCAAGGGCUACUCGGUCGACAAGAUCCACAAGAUGAGCAACAUCGACCGCUGGUUCCUCAGCAAGCUCAUGCGCAUCAUGAACGCCCACAAGGUGUUUGGCACCCACAACGCCGCCAGCUUCCCGCCCGCCAUGCUCCGUCAGGCCAAGCAGCUCGGAUUCUCGGACAAGCAGCUCGCCAAGGCGCUCAACUCGACCGAGCUCGCCGUGCGCAAGCUGCGUCAGGAGCACGCCAUCAUGCCCUUCGUCAAGCAGAUCGACACGGUCGCCGCCGAGUUCCCCGCCUACACCAACUACCUCUACACCACCUACAACGCUGUCGAGCACGACGUCAACUUCAGCGACAAGGGUGUCAUGGUGCUGGGCUCCGGUGUCUACCGCAUCGGCUCGUCGGUCGAGUUCGACUGGUGUGCCGUGCGUGCCAUCCGCACGCUGCGUCAGCGCGGCUUCAAGACGAUCAUGGUCAACUACAACCCCGAGACCGUCUCGACCGACUACGACGAGGCCGACCGUCUGUACUUUGAGAACAUCUCGCUCGAGACCGUGCUCGAUAUCUACGACACGGAGCAGUCGUCCGGUGUGAUCAUCUCGAUGGGUGGCCAGACGCCCAACAACAUUGCGCUGCCGCUCCACCGCCAGAACGUCAAGAUCCUCGGCACCUCGCCCGAGAUGAUCGACAUGGCCGAAAACCGAUACAAGUUCUCGCGCAUGCUCGACAAGAUCGGCGUCGACCAGCCCAUGUGGAAGGAGCUCACUAGCUUCGAGGAGGCCCAGUCCGCCUGUGCCCGCUUCGGCUACCCCGUCCUGGUGCGUCCGUCGUACGUGCUCAGUGGUGCCGCCAUGAACGUCGUCUACUCGCCCGAGGACCUCAACAGCUACCUCUCGCAGGCCGCCGCCAUCAACCGCGAGCACCCCGUCGUCAUCACCAAGUACCUCGAGGGCGCCAAGGAGAUCGAGAUGGACGCCGUCGCCAAGGACGGCAAGAUGAUGAUGCACUACGUCUCCGAGCACGUCGAGAAUGCCGGUGUGCACUCGGGUGACGCUACGCUCAUCCUGCCUCCUCAGGACCUCGACCCCGAGACGGUGCGCCGCAUCGAGGUGGCCACCGCCAAGAUCGCCGCCUCGCUGCACGUCACCGGUCCCUUCAACAUCCAGUUCAUCGCCAAGAACAACGACAUCAAGGUGAUCGAGUGCAACGUCCGCGCUGCGCGAUCGUUCCCCUUCGUCAGCAAGGUCACCGGUAUCGACGCCAUCCAGAUGGCCACCGACAUCAUGCUCGACCUGCCCGUCGAGGCGUACCCGAAGGUGGACCUGCCGCGCGACUACGUCGGUGUCAAGGUGCCGCAGUUCUCGUUCAGCCGUCUGGCCGGCGCCGACCCCAUUCUUGGUGUCGAGAUGGCCUCGACCGGUGAGGUGGCCUGCUUCGGUCGCAACAAGUACGAGGCGUACCUCAAGGCGAUGAUCGCCUCGGGUAUCCGCCUGCCCACCAAGAACGUGCUGCUUUCGAUCGGCUCGUUCAGCGAGAAGCAGGAGCUGCUGCCUGCGGUGCGAACGCUGCACCAGCUCGGCUUCACCCUGUACGGAUCCUCGGGCUCGGCCGACUUCUACUCGGAGCAGGGCAUCCCCGUCAUCCACCUCGAGGCUCUGCCCGAGGACGACGAGUCCAAGUUCGAGGACACGACCAAGGCAUCCUACUCGCUGCUCACGCACUUGACAUCGGGUCUGUCGUCGCUCUUCAUCUCGCUGCCGAGCAAGAACAAGUACCGACGACCGGUGUCGUUCACCUCGAUGGGUUACCGUGCGCGACGACUGGCGAUUGACCGUUCCAUCCCGCUGAUCACCAACGUCAAGAACGCCAAGCUCUUCGUCGAGGCGCUCGCCCGUCACCGCAAGGCCGGCUCGAACUUCGACAUCUCCCCUGUCGACUUCAAGACUAGCCACACCGCCUUCACGCUGCCCGGUCUCAUCAACGUCAACACGUUUGUGCCCAGCAUCGCCGACGGCAAGGUGAGCACGGACGAGCUGGCUGCCAUCACGCGCGCCUCGAUCGCCGGCGGCUUCACCACGCUCCAGGUGAUGCCCGUUGGUGUGUCGUCGAGCAUCGUGGAUGCCGCUUCUCUGGCCACGGCCGAGAGCAAGAUCGUCGAGGGUGCGCACUGCGAUGUGUCGCUCGGUGUUUCCGCGACGUCGGACAACGCCGAGACUAUCGACGAGCUGGCUGACGGCGCGCGCUCGCUGCUCAUCUCGUUCAACGGCCUUGGCUCGAACGUGCACAAGGCGGCGACCAUCGCCUCGCACUUUGCCUCGUGGCCCGCGGACCGCCCGAUCGUGACGGACGCCCGCAACACCGAUCUCGCUUCGGUGCUGCUGCUCGCCAGCCUCAACAACCGCUCGAUCCACGUGACCAACGUGCUGUCGCGCGACGACAUCCAGCUGAUCGCUCUCAGCAAGGCCAAGGGUCUGCAGGUGACGUGCGACGUUGCCGUGUACGCUCUCUUCUUCACCACCGAGAUGUACCCGCAGGCUACUUGCCUGCCCUCGGCGGACGACCAGAAGGCGCUGUGGGAGAACCUGGAGGACAUCGACAUGUUCUCGAUCGGCAGCACGCCGUACCAGCUGGCCAAGGAGAUCGGCGAGGUGGCUGCGCCCGAGGCGGGUAUCGAGGAGACGCUGCUGCUGCUGCUCGAUGCGGUCAACGAGCGCCGUCUGACGCUGGACGACAUUGUGAGCAGGCUGUACACCAAGCCCAAGCAGGUGUUCGGCGUUCAGUCGCAGGCCGACACGCAGGUCGAGGUGGAGAUCGACCGCCCGACCGCAUUCGUGCGCCGCGACUAUUGGUCGCCGCUCGAGUCGCGCGCCACGGUGGGCUCGAUCAACCGCGUGACGCUCAAGGCCAAGACGGUUUUCGUGGAUGGCGAGGUGCUUUCGGACGCCUCGCUCGGCAGCAACGUGAGCAACGUCGCGAUGGUUGCCAAGCAGGCCAAGUCGGCUGGCCGCCGCGUGUCGUUCUCGGCUGCCACUGCGGGCGCCUCGACGACUCCGGGUGUCUCGGCUCAGGAAGCGCCUACGUCGCCUACGCCGCUCUCGCUGGCGCUGCGAUCGCCCGUGCUGGGCGCAAGCACCGAUUCUCAGCCGCGCAGCGGCAGCCUGAUGGCUGCCUUUGCCAACGAGUCUACGGCGCUGACGUCGGUGCCGGCUCCUUCGAUCGGGUCGGUGCUGUACCACCCGACGUUCGCUCGCCGCCACAUCCUGUCGGUCAAGAGCUUCACUCGUGAAGACCUGCACGCGCUCUUCUCGGUGGCUACCGAGAUGCGCAUGCUGGUGGAGCGACAGGGCUCGGUGGAUCUGCUGCGCGGACGUGUGCUGGCUACGCUGUUCUACGAGGAGUCGACGCGCACGUCGUGCUCGUUCGAGGCGGCCAUGCUGCGCCUUGGUGGACAGGUGGUCAAGGUGCAGCCGGACAAGUCGUCGGUGCAGAAGGGCGAGUCGAUCCCCGACACGAUCCGCACGCUGGGCUGCUACGCGGACGCGGUGGUCAUGCGCCACCCGGAGGCGGGCAGCGUGCACCUGGCGGCCAAGCACUCGCCCGUGCCUGUGAUCUCGGGCGGCGAGUCUUCGAUCGAGCACCCGACGCAGGCGCUGCUCGACACGUUUGCGAUCCGCGAGGAGAUGGGUACCGUGGCUGGACUGACGAUCACCAUGGUGGGCGACCUCAAGUACGGACGCACGGUGCACAGCCUUGUGCAGCUGCUGUGCCUGUACGGCGUGACGGUCAACUACGUCAGUCCCGAGUCGCUCAAGAUGCCCGAGGAUGUCAAGCAGACGGUGGCGCGCAAGGGCAUCAAGCAGUACGAGUCGACGGUGCUGAGCGACGACAUUCUGGCGCGCACCGACGUGCUGUACGUGACGCGCGUGCAGAAGGAGCGCUUCCCGGACCUCUCGGCGUACGAGGCGGUCAAGGACAGCUACGUGGUGGACAACGCCACGCUGGCCAAGUGCAAGCCCAGCACGAUUGUGCUGCACCCGCUGCCCAAGAACAAGGAGCUCGCCGACGACCUCGAGUACGACCCGCGCGCGGCGUGGUGGCGCCAGGUCAAGUACGGCAUGUACAUCCGCAUGGCGCUGCUUGCCAUGGUGCUCCACCAGCGCGCCUAA
Messenger RNA from Moesziomyces antarcticus, 6864 nucleotides. RefSeq names its product carbamoyl-phosphate synthase. Gene Ontology annotation, cellular component: cytosol; cytoplasm. Gene Ontology annotation, molecular function: dihydroorotase activity; ATP binding; aspartate carbamoyltransferase activity. Bases 1 to 6864 code for a protein of 2287 amino acids. Gene Ontology annotation, biological process: L-citrulline biosynthetic process; L-glutamine metabolic process; UTP biosynthetic process. The record is from RefSeq and is a predicted model, not a curated record. The transcript is spliced from 2 exons. NCBI's taxonomy places the organism in Eukaryota, Fungi, Basidiomycota, Ustilaginomycetes, Ustilaginales, Ustilaginaceae.